Filobasidium floriforme is the source of this 1157-nucleotide messenger RNA. Its product is annotated as putative phosphoadenylyl-sulfate reductase. Gene Ontology annotation, cellular component: cytoplasm. NCBI's taxonomy places the organism in Eukaryota, Fungi, Basidiomycota, Tremellomycetes, Filobasidiales, Filobasidiaceae. The transcript is spliced from 4 exons. The record is from RefSeq and is a predicted model, not a curated record. Gene Ontology annotation, molecular function: phosphoadenylyl-sulfate reductase (thioredoxin) activity. Bases 145 to 987 code for a protein of 280 amino acids.
ACUCUCUUGACAAUCACUCGAGCAUUCUUCUAAGCAGGCAGAGAGUCAUAUAAAUCAGCUACGAUAUACUGCCACCAAAUAAUACUAAGAUCGUGAAUCACUUAUCGAAACAAACAAGAUACAAAAGCAGACCUACAACCCAAUAUGACCACCCUCGCCUCACCCCAAUUCUCACCCGAAGAGAUCGACCAGAUCAACCGGGACCUGGCUGGAAAGACGCCGCAAGAGAUCCUCACCUGGGCUAUCGACAAUGUCAAGGGACUGUACCAGACGACGGCUUUCGGACUGACCGGACUGGCAGCGCUGGAUAUGAUCUCCAAGAUCUCACUCGAACGUAACGAGAUCCACAUGGUGCCCCUCAUCUUCCUGGACACCCUCUACCAUUUCAAGGAGACCACCGACCUAGCCCAACUAGCCUCCGACACCUACCUCGCCCCCCUCCACACCUACACCCCCCAAAACGCCUCUUCCCCCUCAUCCUUCGAAGCGCAAUACGGCCCCCGUCUCUGGGAGACCGACGAAGACUCUUACGACUACCUCGUCAAAGUAGAACCCGCUCAGCGGGCCUACGAAGAAUUAGGGGUGAAGGCGGUGGUGACGGGCCGAAGGAAGAGUCAGGGAGAAGAGAGGGCUGGGUUGAAGGUGGUAGAGGUGGAUGAGAGGGGGUUGAUCAAGGUCAACCCGUUGAUAGAGUGGAGUUUCGGGCAGGUUAAGGAGUAUAUCGAUAAAGAGAACGUCCCUUACAACCCUCUCCUAGACCAAGGCUACCGCUCAAUCGGCGACUGGCACUCUACAGCCAAACCCGACCCCUCCGCCACCUCGACUUCCAACGGGGACGCCGGCGAACGAGCGGGCAGAUGGCAAGGGAAGAAAAAGUCCGAAUGUGGGCUCCACAAGGAUUAUUUCCAGAUGAAGCGGGCUUUCGAGGAGAAGAGACGGGAGGCGGUCGAGGUUGCUCAGGAUAAUGGGGUGGAUGUGAAGGUGUAAGGUGUGAGGUGCGAGUUUGUGGAUUGGGCGAGUUUGGUCGCACAGGCGGGAUAGGAGAAGCGCGCAGGGAGACGCAGCCGAGAUGAGACGUUUGGGAGGCGUUGUAAGAGAUGUCUAUAGUACCCCUUUGUAUACACUCACUGUCCGGUAUACGAUCAUACUUAUUCCGA